Messenger RNA from Lactuca sativa (garden lettuce), 1518 nucleotides. RefSeq names its product F-box protein At5g49610. Gene Ontology annotation, molecular function: protein binding. The record is from RefSeq and is a predicted model, not a curated record. NCBI's taxonomy places the organism in Eukaryota, Viridiplantae, Streptophyta, Magnoliopsida, Asterales, Asteraceae.
CCAUUGAAUCCCUGUUAAACCCACCUCAAAUGUAUUAAACAUACGAAAAUUACCUAAGUAAGUGGGGUUUUGGGUUUCUUUUACUAAACCCACCUCACAGCUGUGCAUGGAAUACGACGAUAACAGCAAUACAAGCAGUCAAUACAACGAUGAUGAUGGCGAUGAGAACCAAAUUGUGCAGCAACAAUAUUUCCAGAAACACAAAAGAAUUGUUUUGGUAUGAUAUUCGAAACUUUCCUGAUUCGUUGCUUAUAGAAAUUCUUGCUAGAUUACCCGUGAAAUCUAUUUUUAGUUUUAAAAGUGUGUGCAAGCAUUGGCAAACCCUAAUUUCCCACCCUUCCUUCUGCCGAUUCUAUUACUCCAUUCUCAAUUCAUCCUCGCGGCCUCUCAGAAUCUUGUAUAGGUACACUUGGCUACCGAACUUCAAGGAGUUUGUUAAUCGUCUUGGUACUGAAAUCCACAGUUCGUCCGAAUUCUCUGUUCUUUUCCUUUCUACCCCUGAAGAACAAUUACUAUACGAUCAGUUUAGGGUUUUAUCUAUGAGUAAUGGUUUGGUUUUGUGUUGCUGGCGUUCGCCAACACCAUUUGAUUACUACAUCUGUGAUCCACUCACUCGACAAUGGAUCACUUUACCUAGACGUGGACCCAAGUAUCACGAGUUCUUCAAGGAAGGGCUUAUUACUAGGGUUAAUGAAGAUCAUAUGCUUACUAGUUAUAUAGUUGUGAUGUUAAAACUUUUUGAAUCGAAUUAUCUAAAUUUAGAGAUUUUUUCAUCCGAAACGGGCAAAUGGAUCUCCUACAAGCUACCUUGCCCUAUUCCUAUCCAACUGCAGGGACUGUCCGAUGGCCCAUUCUAUUGUUAUGGGGCUCUCCAUUGGGAAGUUAGUUAUGAUGAGGGGAUUGAUGGCCUGCUUGCGUUUGAUCCUGACAAAGAUCCAAAAUCUGUUCGCCUAAUUUCACUCCCAAAUGACAGAGAUCUCAAAAGUGGGCGUAACUACAUGGGAGCUUGUCAAUUAUGUGGUGAGAGCCAAGGGACCCUUCGUUAUUUUGAGGUGGCUCAUGGUCGCAAGCAGUUCUAUUUGUUCAGCAUGUGGUCUAUGAAGGAUUAUGAGAAAGGAGAAUGGUGUUGUGAGUUUAAGGUGAGACGUAAUGACCUUCAUUCUAAUGAUCUGGAAUUGAGUAAUUGGUUGUUGGACGGAUGGUUUCUUCCUUUAUCGUUUCAUCCGUUGAAUCCAAAUGUUGUGUAUUUGAUUUGCAUGGAUCCUCGGCGUAUUGUGUCGUAUAAUAUUCUGAAUAGAAGGCUGUAUUUUGAUUGUAAACCGAUUGACCACGGUCAAAGUGUUGGUUCUGUGAUCCCAUUUGUGUUACCUACAUGGCCGGUGCUUGUUCCAAAUGCCCGUGUUAAAAGCAACAAAGAGAAGGUUGUUGAAGCAAUCACAUAUUACAAAAACGCCCUUGCACUCUCAACAAUAAGCUUAAGUACCUAAUCAUUAAUUUUACAAAGCUCGGUUAAAAAUA